Boeremia exigua is the source of this 399-nucleotide messenger RNA. Its product is annotated as glycosyl hydrolase family 3 C-terminal domain-containing protein. NCBI's taxonomy places the organism in Eukaryota, Fungi, Ascomycota, Dothideomycetes, Pleosporales, Didymellaceae. The record is from RefSeq and is a predicted model, not a curated record. The transcript has a single exon. Gene Ontology annotation, molecular function: beta-glucosidase activity. Bases 1 to 399 code for a protein of 132 amino acids. Gene Ontology annotation, biological process: glucan catabolic process.
AUGGUGUCCCUGCAUCUCCCGGCCCGUUCAGAUGAGCUCAUCGCCGCAGUUGCAAGCGCGAAUCCUAACACCAUUGUCGUGAAUCAAACCGGUAGUCCCAUCGCAAUGCCCUGGAGGGAAAAUGUUCCGCUCAUCAUGCAAGCGUGGUAUCAGGGACAGGAGCAGGGCAACAGUCUUGCUGAUGUCCUGCUCGGCGCCGUCAAUAUAUGUGCUCGACUUCCUGUCACAUUUCCCAAACGCAUGGAAGACACACCUACAUUGAACAACUGCCCCGGUGAGAACAACGUCACUUACUACGGCGAGGGCAUCUACCUCGGUUACCGCUGGUACGAUCACCGCAAGAUUGAGCCACUGUCUGUCCCUUUCAACGCUGGCCUCUCCUACACAACAUUCGAGUAA